Molecule: messenger RNA, 7434 nt
Organism: Phycodurus eques (leafy seadragon)
Lineage: Eukaryota; Metazoa; Chordata; Actinopteri; Syngnathiformes; Syngnathidae
Product: oocyte zinc finger protein XlCOF6-like
Exons: 2
Coding region: 613-2850 (745 amino acids)
Biological process (GO): regulation of transcription by RNA polymerase II
Cellular component (GO): nucleus
Molecular function (GO): DNA-binding transcription activator activity, RNA polymerase II-specific; RNA polymerase II cis-regulatory region sequence-specific DNA binding
Source: RefSeq, a predicted model, not a curated record
CGGAGAAGCUCGAUGGACGAGCGAGGCGGGAAGAGGCUUGAUCGUGCUUCGGCGAAUCAUGCUGAAUUUGGACUCUGACUGUUGUGAAUCCUCGACGCGGGACGCCCCUGAUCACGACUUUAGUGGACGAAAACAUCAUUCGUGCAAUCUUCGUGUCCGGUUGGAGUCGUCUCGUGCACGUUGAACCUUCUCGGCCUAGCUUAGUUUAGCAUAGCUUAGCUUAGCUUAGCUUAGUUUAGCUUGCUAACAAAGAGACACGUUCGUGUCAACACUUCGCUAAGCAGAGAUCAAGCGUGAGGUAAAGUGUUCUUUUUCCGCCACCCACUAGUUAGCAGUGGGGACCACAAUAUCUAAUACUAACACUUAAAUAUAGUUUAAACACACACAAAAGACCAACAACGAGAUUCUAUCAGUUUUGUUUGUCUAAGAAAUAAAUAUCCGGGAACAAUUAUUUUCUGAAUCUUUAUUAUGAUUGUUAUUAUUAUCUUAAUCUGAAUUCUUUUGUAGAAUGUCUGUAAUGUUCACACAUUCUCAUUCCUCUUACAAUGCAUAAUUCCUGAAUAUGUUCUCUCGUUUCCUCUUGUUGACUUUGGUGAUUUGCCAUUUUAAAUAAUGCAUUGUUUCACCCGCAGUGUCCAAAUCUUUACCGUGUUGCAAUUAUUUCACGUCGGAUUUGCACUUGCUUUUCUCAUCCCUCCAACCUACAGCGGAAAGUUUUGUGAUAAGCACGUGAAAAUGUGUGCAAGAAGGAGAGCAGAGUACGAGGAGGAACUUUGGGGACCCAAAGAGGAAAAGGAGCCACAACGUCAAUUACUGGACAGUGUGUUCAAUCUGCAGCCUCGAAUGGUGCUCCGCACAGCAGACAUAAGUGAAGAUCUUCGUCCUGAGCUGCAGGCGCCAGAGCCCCCUCACAUUGAAGAGGAAGUGGAGGACGAAAAGGUCCACCACAUCAAAGAGGAUAAGGAGCCCAUUUUAAUUAAAAAAGAGGAAGAAGAAACGAGCCUCCACAUCAAACAGGAAGAGGAGGAGGAGAUCAAGUUUCCAUCAACUGGUGUCGCUUUGAAGAGUGAAGAUGAAGGUCAAAGUGAGGAGAGCAGAGGGUGGAAGCCUCCAAGCAGCAGCUCAAGUCAACACACGACAACAGAAGGAGAUCGAGACCACUGUGGUGGAUCACAAGCAGAUGACAUCUUAGUUCCAAUAUCAGAUAGUGAUGACACGACAUCACACUCCUCUGACUAUGAUGAUGAUGAUGAUGAUGAUAAACAGUCUGAAGGUGAUAUGACAUGUCAGACCGACGACAAAAAAUUUAAGUGUUCUCAGUGUGGGAAAACAUUUGCAUAUAAGUAUAUUUUGAAACAACACCUGAGAACCCACACUGGUGAAAAACCUUUUUCCUGCUCAUUUUGUGGUCAAAGAUACUCUCAUAAGAAAACCUUAACAAUACACACAAGAACUCACACUGGUGAGAAACCAUUUGUCUGCCCAGAGUGUGGUCAAAGAUUCUCCUCGAAGGGAAGCUUAAAAAUACAUGCAAGAACCCACACUGGAGAGAGAGCUUUUGCCUGUUCAGAUUGUGGUAAAACAUUCACUCGGAAGGGAAGUUUAAAAAUACACACAAGAACCCACACUGGUGAGAAGCCUUUUUCCUGCUCAGUUUGUGGUGCAAGAUUCAAUCAGAAGCAAUGUUUAAAACAACACACAACAACACACACUGGUGAGAAGCCUUUUUCCUGCUCAGUUUGUGGUAAAAGAUUCCCUCGGAAGCAAGAAUUAAAAAAACACACAAGAACACACACUGGUGAGAAACCCUUUUCCUGCUCAGUUUGUGGUCAGAGAUUCUCUCAGAAGGAAAAGUUAAAAAUACACACAAGAACCCACACUGGUGAGAAACCUUUUUCCUGCUCAGUUUGUGGUCAAAGAUUCUCUGCGAAGGCAGAGUUAAAAAUACACACAAGAACGCACACUGGUGAGAAACCUUUUUCCUGCUCAGUUUGUGGUCAGAGAUUCUCUGUGCAGGGACACUUAAAAAGACACACAAGAACCCACACUGGUGAGAAACCUUUUUCUUGUUCAGAUUGUGGUCAAAGAUUCAUUCAGAAGGGAGGCUUAAAAAUACACAUAAGAACCCACACUGGUGAAAAACCUUUUUCCUGCUCAGUUUGUGGUCAAAGAUACUCUCAUAAGAAAACCUUAACAAUACACACAAGAACCCACACUGGUGAGAAACCCUUUGUCUGCCCAGAGUGUGGUCAAAGAUUCUCCGCGAAGGGGAGCUUAAAAAUGCAUGCAAGAACCCACACUGGAGAGAGAGCUUUUGCCUGUUCAGAUUGUGGUAAAACAUUCACUCGGAAAGGAAGUUUAAAAAAACACACAAGAACCCACACUGGUGAGAAGCCUUUUUCCUGCUUAGUUUGUGGUCAAAGAUUCUCUGAGAAGGGAAGUUUAAAAAUACACACAAGAACGCACACUGGUGAGAAGCCUUUUUCCUGCUCAGUUUGUGGUAAAAGAUUCCCUCGGAAGCAAGAAUUAAAAAAACACACAAGAACACACACUGGUGAGAAACCCUUUUCCUGCUUACUUUGUGGUCAGAGAUUCUCUCAAAAGGGAAAGUUAAAAAUACACACAAGAACCCACACUGGUGAGAAACCUUUUUCCUGCUCAGUGUGUGGUCAAAGAUUCUCUGCGAAGGCAAAGUUAAAAAUACACAUAAGAACGCACACUGGUGAGAAACCUUUUUCCUGCUUAGUUUGUGGUCAGAAAUUCUCUCGUAAGGAUCGGGUUAAGACACACAAGUGUGCUGGUGAAAAUAGCAGUGAUCGAGAAGCUUUUAAUGAAAACGUGAAUAUUUAAUAUAAAAAGUAAUUCCUAUUUUACUGACUUAGAAAAAUCUACAUUCUUGUGUUCUGUGUACCAGCUCUUGUUGUCCACAUAUUUUGUAAAAGCCUCCCGUGGGCAAGUGUUGAGAAUUAGUACUGUUGCCAAAAUACUUGACAGGGACUAGUUCAUGGUGAGAACAUAGAGAACACACUUAUUCCACCGUUCUGGAUUCAUAAAUGUCUCCAGAAAAAAAGCCUUCCAAAAUAGACUCAUUUACUUCAGAAUUGUUUUCGAAUAAAAUAUUUUAUUUUCAGUCAGAUUUUGGUCCGCCCACAUUUUGGACAUGUCAACCCGUCUCUGACACGUAACGAGCUCGAGCCGAUUACAGUUCCUCAUUGAACUUCUAUGCGUUCCAUGGUGUAAUUUUGCCCAUAUUAGUCUGGGUGAAUUUUUUUUUUAGACAAUAAUGUGUGAAAUCUUAUAAGGGAGAGCCUGGACACCCUGCGGAGGAAACUCAUUUUGGCGACUUGUAUCCGGGAUCUUGUUCUUUUGGUCACGACCCACAGCUAGGUUAGUGUAGGAACGUAGAUCGACCGGUAAAUUGAGAGCUUCGCCUUUCGGCUGAGCUCCUUUCAGAAUCAGAAUCAUCUUUAUCUGCCAUGUUUGUCAAAAACCCACAAGGAAUUUUUGAGACAAAGACAUUGAAGAAGAAAUAAUACAGUAAUUGAGCAAUAAAAUAUUGCUAAUCUGGUAAUGCCGGUAUAAUUUUUUUUUAAUUUAAUUUUUUUUGACAAUUGUGCAAUACUGAUGCAGUCCUCCAGCAAUUAGAGCAGUUUGAAAUAACUAAGAGAACAAUAGUCCGGUGCAAUGACCAUUGUGCAAAGGGCGGCGAGACUUCAAGAAAUAUAUGCAGUUUAAAGUGACUAGUAGUGCGAAAAUCUGGGACAACAUCGAUUGUGCAAAUGUUGCAGAUGCUACUCAGGCCAGUAUUGGUCAACAACAACAGAUAUGCAAAUAGUGCAGCGUGGCGAGACUACUGCAGUGACUGCUCAAGUAAUGUAUAAUUGGCCCGACAGAAAUGUGACAAACUCAAGACAAAAAAUUGGAAGCAUGUUGCAAUGGAAUUGUAGGUUAGGUGUUUAAGAAGUUAAUGGCAAGUGGGAGGAAGCUGUUGGAAUGUCUGCUUGUUUUAGUUAGCAUUGUUCGGUAGCGCCUACCUGAGGGAAGGAGCUGGAAGAGGUGGUGCCCAGGAUGUGGAGGGUCCACGAAGAUUUUGCAUGCUCUUGUCUUAGUUCUGGCAGCGUGCAAGUCCUCAAGGGUGGGUAGGGGGGUACCGACAAUCUUUUCAACAGUUUUGUCUGUUGCAGUCGGAGUUUGUCCUUUUUUGUAGCAGCAUCAAUCCAGACUGUGAUAGAAGAACACAGGACUGAUUCAAUGACUGCUGUGUAGGAACUGCCUCAACAGCUCCUGUGGCAGGCCGUGCUUCCUCAGAAGCCGCAAAGAAGGUCUCGACAGUUGACACGGGGAAGUUGGACAGCGCGAGUGCCUUCUGUGGCUGGACUGUUGGACUGCAGGGGGUCCAGCAGGGGACCUGUGACGCUCUUGAGGUGGUCCAGCACGAGGUGUUCAAAGGACUUCAUGACCACAGAGUUCAAGGAGACAGGCGUGUAGUCAUUCAGACCUGAGAUUGCAGGUUUCUUGGGGACUGGGAUGAUGGUGGAGCGUUUGAAACAGGAUGGUACUUCGCACAGUUCCAGAGAUCUAUUGAAGAUCUGUGUGAAGACUUGAGUGAGCUGGUCCACGCAGACUUUGAGGCCGGAUGGGGACACAAGGUCUGGGCCUGCCGCUUUGUUAAUCUUUUGUUGUUCUCAGCUUGGGGGGGGGUUGGUCACUUACAAUUGGUUAGCGAUUGUAUUCGUGAGAGUCCUUAGCUGUAAACUGUUUUUCUAACUUUACUGCAUACUUUACUGCAUUUGCAAUGUUAAUUUUCUUUCGUCGCCAUUCCAUUCUUCCCUCACUCGUGAACAAGACCCCAAGACACUUGAACUCCGCAACCGGGGGCAGGAUUUCAUCCCCGACCCGGAGAGGGCACGCCACCCUUUUCCGACUGAGUGCCAUGUUCUCAGAUUUGGAGGUGCUGAUUCUCAUCCCAGCCGCUUCACACUCAACUGCGAUCUCCUCCAGUGAGAGUUGGAGAUCUCGACUUUAUGAAGCCAACAGAACCACAUAAUCUGCAAAAAUAAAAAAGGCACCAAACUGUAUCCCCUCCAUCCCUCGGCUGCUCCGAGAAAUUCUGUCCAUAAAAGUAAUGAACAGAAUCGGUGACAAAGGGCAGCCGUGGCGGAGUCUAACCCUCACCGGAAACGAGCCCAGCAAUGCGGACCAAACUCUGACACUGGUCGUACAGGGACCGAACAACCCGUAUCAGGCGGGGUUCAGUAUCCUGAAGGACUCCCCAAGGGACAGGGUCGAACGCCUUCUCCAAGUCCACAAAACACAUGUAGACUGUUUGAGUGAACUCCCAUGCACCCUUGAGGACCCUGCCAAGGGUGUAGAGCUGGUCCACUCUUCCACAGCCAGGACGAAAACCACACUGCUCCUCCUAAAUCUGAGAUUCGACUUCCCGACGGACCUUCCUCUCCAGCACCCCUGAAUAGACCUUACCAGGGAGGCUGAGAAGUGUGGUCCCCGUGUAGUUGGAACACACCUCCAGUCCCCGUUUUUAAAAAGGGGGACCACCACCCCAUUCUGCCAAUCCAGAGGCACUGUCCCUGAUGUCCAUGCAAUGUUGCAGAGUCGUGUCAACCAGGACAGCCCCACAGCAUCCAGAGCCUUUAGGAACCGAAUCACAUCCACCUCCGGGGCUUUGCCACUGAGGGUAUUUUUAACCACCUUGGUGACCUCAACCCCAGAGAUAGGAGAGCCCACUUCCUCUGAACUGCUGCUUGGUGCAUAGGCACAAACAACAGUCAGGACCCCCCCCCGAAGGCGGAGGGAGGCUACCCUCUCGUCCAUCGGGGUGAACCCCAACGUACAGGCGCCGAGCCGCCGGGCAAUAAGUAUACCUACACCUGCCCGGUGCCUCUCGACGUGGGCAACUCCAGAGUGGAAGAGAGCUCCAACCCCUCUCAAGAGGACUGGUACCAGAGCCAAGCAGUGUGUGGAUGCGAGCCCGACUAUAUCUAGUCUGAACUUCUCGACGUCACACACCAGCUCGGGCUCCUUCCGUGUCAGAAAGGUGAUGUUCCACAUCCCUAGAGCCCCCAGCUUCUGUAGCCGGGGAUCGGAUCGCCAAGGUCCUUGCCUUCGGCCACCACCCAGUUCACACUGCGUCUGACCCAUGGCCCCUCCAACAGGUUGUGAGCCCAUGGGAAGGGGGACCUACGUUACUCUUUCGGGCUGUGCACGACCGGGCCCCAUGGGUGCAGGCCCGCCCACUUGGGGCUCGCCUCUGAGCCCCACCUCCAGGCCUGUCUCCAGAGGGAGGCCCCGGUGACUCGCGUCCGGGCAAGGAAAACCUACAUCCAUUUAUAUUGUUCAUCAUAGGGGUCUUUUAGCCGUGCUUUGUCUGGUCCCUCACUCUGACCUGUUUGCUAUGGGUGACCCUACCAGGGGUGUGAAGCCCCAGAUAACUUAGUUCCUAGGAUCAUUGGGACACACAAACCCCUUCACCACAAUAAUAAUAAUCGUGUGACAGACAUGGACUUUGGCUGGCUGUCAUAACGUCGCCUGACCCGUGACGAGGGCCCCCCGGCCGAACGCGUUACGUCGCUUUAUGUCCUGAAACUGCAGCUGUUCUGAUUUGAUCUCAUCUGAUCCAUAAAAUCUAAAAUAUUGGGCUGAUCAUUGUAAUAUUUCCAGAUGUUGAAGCUGCCAUGAGUAAAGAUGUCCUCAUACAUUUUGGUGAUGAUUGUUGACAGUUUUGGGACAUGAGGCCACGUUUCUUGGAUUCAUGCAUGAGGCUUGCAAGGAUCUAGCACUCGUCUGCCGUGUUUGUAUAAUUUUAAUGAGGAAAGCCUUAAUUUUUUUUUCUUCAGCACAUUAGUGAUGGAACAUAAUUUUGGGGUACUCUGUUCAUGUGAUGGAAUGAUAUAUGACAGCAAUUAAAGAUACAAUACCAACUUGAACAAAGCGGUGUUUGGCAACUCAAGUAAGCUGUAUUUUGUUUUUUUGUUUUAUUUUUCUGAAAAGUUGUCAUUUUGAAGGUGGGGGGAUUCUACCUGACAGCUCUGAUAUAUAUAAAAUGACUACUGGCACUUUUAUAGUAUAGUACAUGCCUUUUCCCACACCAGCUGCGCCAGUGCUUUAAAAUUUUUCAUUUUGGCGAUGAAAAAAGGGGCGUUCGAAAGUGAAUGAGUUCUUUAACAAUCGCUCUAAAAUGCAUUAUUAUUUGAAAUGACUGCCAGUUUAAUUUUCUUGAGCAAAACAAUACAUAAAAUGAACUUCUUUGUGAAAUAUGGACCGUUAAGACGCAUACUUCUUGCAAGCAAUGCAUGUAUUUUGUCCAAUGUUUUUGUGAUGUCAAUAUGAAAUCAUGUGAAAGAUCAAUUGAAAUAGACUGUAAAGAAACUUUGACUUUUGGUGGCUAACUGUAACGUGUAUCUGUGAUCCUUAAUA